AUGCUUAUUGAACACAUUCCAGACAUAACUCCCAGUUUAGAGAGCCGAGAUAACCCAUUUUUACCUGGAUCACCUUUAGCUAAGGAAACAGAAGACUUGCUGAAGCGAGCCACAAUAAUCCGGGACAAAUUCUAUUUGGAUAAAGACGGAAAUCGCGUGGAAACACCAACUAGUCCAAAUGGAAUAAAAGGAAAAGGAGAUAUAGCAGACAAUGCCAAAGUUGUAGUUGAAGAUGUUGUGUCUUCAGUACAACAAGAGGUGCAAGCCGCCUCCCCUUCUCCUAACAGUCCUUCAAAAGAGAACGGAAAAGUCAAUGAUCUAGUUACACCCGAAUCUGUGAAAGUAGAAAUAAAUGAUAAGGACCAACAAGCACCUGCUGGGGGCAACCACACGGACAAACCAACUUCCCCGAAAAAUAAAAAAAAGGAGAAAAAGAAAUGCUGUUCGAUACAGUAG
Lottia gigantea (owl limpet) is the source of this 456-nucleotide messenger RNA. RefSeq lists its product as hypothetical. The transcript has 2 exons. The coding region runs from base 1 to 456 and encodes 151 amino acids. The record is from RefSeq and is a predicted model, not a curated record. Lineage: Eukaryota; Metazoa; Mollusca; Gastropoda; Lottiidae.